UGGUCUUGGUAGAGACAGACGUUAAGACUGUUUGUUGGAUGACCAAAUCAACCAGAGCUUGGGUUUAGACUGAUGGUAGUCGCCAGUCGCUGUACAACGCUACUUGUAUGCUGUACAAGUGGUUCUUAUGACAUAUCAUGGAUAAGAAUACUAGCAGACCCAAAAUUUUGGUUGGCUGCACUGGCAGUGUUGCUUCUGUGAAAGUUCCACAGCUGCUGGAUGCCUUGACGAAAUUGCCGUUUGAGCCAGAAGUACAGUUGGUCACAACGAAAAAUUCUCGACAUUUUUUUGACAUUCAGUCUCUAUCCUGCCCAGUCUACACAGAUGAGGAUGAGUGGGAGGGAUGGCGACAAAUGAAUGAUCCUGUGCUACACAUAGAGCUUCGAAGAUGGGCAGACCUCAUGGUGAUAGCCCCUCUCGAUGCCAACACCUUGGCCAAAAUUGCAAAUGGACUUUGUGACAACCUACUGACAUGCAUCGUGAGAGCAUGGGACUUUCGCCGGCCACUGUUGUUUGCUCCAGCCAUGAAUACAUGCAUGUGGGAUCAUCCUCUAACAGGUCAACAGGUGGAGGUUAUGAAGAGCCUUGGUUAUUAUGAAAUACCAUGCAUUCGGAAGAAGCUUGCUUGUGGAGACACAGGAAUGGGGGCAAUGGCAGAGGUGGCUACCGUGGUGACAGCUGUAAAAAAUACAAUUGAGAAAUCUCAGCAAACCUAUUUUCCCGAUGAACUCUUGGAUUAAGGUGUCUCUUCUGAAGAUAGACAAGGGUGGGAAAUGCAAAUAUCGGAAAAUUAUGUGCAGAUACUAUUUAGAUGUGAUGAUCUUCUCAGAACUUUUCCAAGGAAUCCAAGUUCGCAUCUGUGGGUGAAUAUAUUUUGAAAGUAUUUUUUUUUUCCAUACUGGCCCAAGAUAUUAAUAACUGAACAUGUUUAUAUAAACCCUGCAGUAUACUCACUGCUUGUCACUAUGCAGUGCUACUGCAUUGUUUAGCUAUCGAAUAGAUCUAAAAGGAUAGCCCUAACAGAUUCUUUCAUGGUUAUAAUCUUAUCCCUCUUGAGUUCAUGUGUACAAAAUAUGUGCUAAACAUAAACAGUGGUAUUGUUAGCCCAGUUGUUUUAUUGUUUGUAGGUUGUUCAUAACUCAGGGGAACAUGAUCAUCAUUGGCUUUUUGAUUUAUUGGUUUUUGAAUUUUUGAUAGUGAAAAGUUUUAAAUUUAUGAAAAAAAAGAACAAAAUAAAUGUGGCCUUUUAAGUCAGUAACCACUGUCAAAUGUUUAGUUAUUUUCUAGAAGCCAUAGAAACAAACCACUCCCUAAAAAGCCCAGCAGUUGUUCAGCUAACACAAGCUUGCUCAUGUUGUGCAUUACUGGAGAUGAGUAGGACUUAGAUUGGCUUGAACAGUCUAUGAUUAACGCAUGAGAUAGUUAAUAGUUGUCUUUGGAUUUUAAUACCUUCUGAUCAUUGAUUUAGCAUUCAGCAGUAACCUAAAAACUCUUGACCAUUUUAGAAACAAUGUAAUCUUAUCAUUCCUUAUGCAGAAGAGAGAGUUUUGAGUAACCUAAACUGUAAAUUUUCUUUAUUAUUUCAAAGUUUUAAAAAAUAUUUUUAAAAAUAAGGGUUUUCCCUUAUGAACAAACAAAAAGGGGACCCAGGUCAUGUCUUUGAAGGAUCAUGCAAACUCACUGUAUAGUUCUGAUAUUUGGUUAUCCAUGCAUGUUGCUCUGUAUAGAUUUAUGAACAAGUUGCUCAUAACCUGAUGUUCUCAAUAAUUGGUUGUUGGUUCUAUUGUAAGUGGAGAAGCAUUGUUUAGUAUCCAAUAUUUCACCAAUGCAUUAAACUUCAGGCUACCUAGAACUAAUGAGUGUUUUUAGCAGGAGGCAUUGAUAAUAUAUAAUAGUGUAAUCAUUAUAGAUACUAGUAAAAACAUAAGUAGGAUGUAUGAUGUUUUUUAUUGUGUGGUAUGUCACUUUACAAAGCACAGAGGUAAUUUUUCCCUUUUUUACUUCCAUUUUUAAGCAAAAGGAAGGAACUGUUGGUGUUCUCCUUAUGUGUGGGGUUUUAUUUCAUUUCCAGAUCUUGUGUCCACUGCCCCAUCCCACUGUUUAUAAUCAUGUCUUUCAUUGGAAGGAGCAAUUAGUAUCUGGCCAGUCAUUUUCAGCUACAUCCGUCAUACCAUUUUGAAGAGUGUAGGCCUUUGGCCAUAUAUUUUCAUAAUGGAAAAUCUACCCCAAAUAACUUUUCCUAAUUUUAUGUUAUACAUUUUUAUAUGAACUAAUCAUGCCACGGAUGGAUGUACCAUUUUCAGCUGUGUGCACUUGAGUACAUAAGUCUUACAUGUUGGGCAUUUUAAGAGAUCUUGUUGUCUCUUAAUUAAACUUUCUUCAUAUGAAUGUGGGAUUUGAUGGCAUGCAUAUUUUUCCUUCUGUUUAUGAACCAGGAAAAAAUCUAGAAAUCUGCAUUCUGUUGUCUGGCUCACUGACUUUUGCAUUAAGUGGCCUUAAGUGUCUUGAAGUGUGCUUAUAACAACAACAAUAGUAGUACAUGAAUGCUCUUCCACUUGGUGUCCAAUAAAUAUAGCUAUUCUUCUUGGCAUAUAUUUCUCAAUAGAGAAAAGUAAAAUAACAUAGAGCCUAAAACUAGGUUUCAUUAACACUGAGCCACAGAAGUUUGAUAGUCUCCAUGCUGAACAAUGCUUCUAGUGCAGAAAUCAUGCAUAUUUAGCCUCAUUGUAACAUCACACAUCUAGAAAAGAAAUUUGUGAUUUUCGUAAAAGCAGUGCACCCAUUAGAUGUAUUGGCUUCAGAUAGUAACGUUUAAUUCACCUUUAAGUGCAUGCACAUGCGAGAUUAAUAAUAGAGAACUGCAAGUACAUCUAUGCUUUGGCUAACAUUCUUCUAUAGGACUAAGGGAAGAUAGAAGGAAAGUGUGAAGAGGAAAGAGGAAAAUAAAGUAUUAAUGAAAUAGCAUCACGAAAAAGUUCACAGACCUAAUUAGACUCACUCUGAGUUGAGCUUUUAUAUUUUUCUUUUAAUGCUCAGAUUUAUAAACAAGCCAUUUCAACAAAAGGAGGUGAUAACAGUUAGGUACAAGUAUUUAAAAGUGGGGUUUAAUUUCAGUUUUGUUUGACAUUGUCAUAGCUGGAUAUGUUCAAUUGUUGUUCCAUAUUUAGUAACAAUCCUCAGACCCUGUUAAUAGAUUUCAUUUUACACAGUGAAAAUCUGGUUGAGGUGUAUGUGCUCUAUUGAAAGCUUGAAAAUACACAUAAGUGACCGACAUUUAUUCUCAUCAAGACAGCAGAUAUUGUACUCUGUGACACAUAAUGAAUCAUGGACUGCAGGUCAUCGGUAUCUUUAACAGACAUUCCUUUCUUGUUUGCUCAGUCUCAAUGUGUUCACCUCAAAAGGCACAAUAAUCAUUAAAAAUAAGCAUAUCUAUAAUGCUGUAAGUACUAUGACUAGUAUUGCUAAACAUUUCCUUAAAAUGCAGAGGAAGAGAAAUUGUAAAUUUAUAGCCUGCACCAUUUAUCAACUAUUACAUUCUGGAAUUUCUAUGAUUUUCAAAUACUAUAACUCCUUAAAUUUUCUUUUCAGGGAGUCUCGCUCUUAUGGUAAAGGAAGCUUUGAAUAUUAUUUUAGUACUGAUACAUUAUAAUAAUACUGAUGUGGGGCUUUAUUGUUAUCAUUGUCAUCAUCUAAUGUGCCUUUGAAUGCUAGUGUCUGCACGUUCCUCCAAAGGCUUUUCAUGAUUCUGUUCUGUGGUGAACAUUUUUCAUCUCUGCAGAACACCUGGCAUUAUAAUUGGACCAAUCUGCAUUAAAGAUUGCUGAAUGAAAUGUGUUCUAAAUCAAAUGUUGCACAUUUUUUUUCCCCAUCUUUAAAAAAUACCUUUAUAGAUCUAGUAUGAUGCUUAUAUGAAGCUUAUAACAAAGUCAUUAGAAUCUGUGCUUAGUGUUUUUUGUUUUGUUUUUUAGAAGGGUUAGGGUGUUAUAUAAGCCUUCUGUUUAAAUUAUGUUCCAUUGGUUCCAUACUAUUGAUAAUUUAUUUUCAAUUCCAGCUUUUCAUCACUUCCUCCUCUUCAUUAGAAAAUAAAUUUUAAUAAAAUCUUAUGAAUUUUUGGUGGAUGAGUAUGCAAUAACUUUUCCAGCUUUGCAGGAAAUUUUGUAAUUUGUACCUAUAAUAUAUAAUUUGAAGGUGUAUAAUUUUUGUAGUGAAUGCACAGUGGUAUCUUUUCUGGAUCCUACAAUGACUGCAGCAUUUACAUAUAAUAUUCUUAAAAUAAAAUCAGGCAUUAAAAAUAAUUGAGCAUCAAUAAAUGAAAA
This is a messenger RNA of Pomacea canaliculata, 4316 nucleotides long. Its product is annotated as phosphopantothenoylcysteine decarboxylase-like. The transcript is spliced from 5 exons. Gene Ontology annotation, biological process: coenzyme A biosynthetic process. The record is from RefSeq and is a predicted model, not a curated record. Bases 138 to 740 code for a protein of 200 amino acids. Gene Ontology annotation, cellular component: phosphopantothenoylcysteine decarboxylase complex. Lineage: Eukaryota; Metazoa; Mollusca; Gastropoda; Architaenioglossa; Ampullariidae. Gene Ontology annotation, molecular function: FMN binding; phosphopantothenoylcysteine decarboxylase activity.